GCCGAAAAGAUACUCCGUGCUUGAUAGUAGCUUCAACGUCCGUCCUACCAUCUGACGACCACCCAAUCCAACCUGCAAUUGAGGGCAACAUGGCAGCGAGAUUGUUGCUACGACGGCGUGCCGUCACGCCUUUCAUGGCCGCAACCCUCGUCGGGGCAGCUUUAAUUCCCUCGAAUGCAUAUGCAGAGGCGCCGGAAGAUCUGAGUAAAAAGCCGAUCUACGACGACUACGAGGCGCCGCUCCCCAAACCCACAACCCCGGCUCCCUCUCCAUUCUCCGGCACAAUCCCAACAACAGAGUCUCCGAACCAGAAACGAGGCCCAACACCAACGGAUCGCUUGGCCGUGCAGAUAGGGAAAGCGCGCAUGUUCCUGUAUCAGCAAGCGACUGCUGCCGAGGAUGCCGUCAACUCAACCAUGGACAAAGCCUUUGACCUGGAGAAGUCCUUCACCCAGACCGUAGCCUCCCUGGCUCCGCCACGCGAGAGCGGUGAGAAGCUGAUGCCGGGGCUGGUCUACGUCUUAGUGGCUGGCAUGGCGGGCAGCAUUGUGACGCGCAACCGGAACAUCUUCUUACGUGCAUCAGUACCCUUGGCACUGGGAAUUGGCGCCGGAUGGCUCGUGAUCCCAGUGACGAUGAACAACAUUUCGAGCUUGGCGUGGAGAUACGAGCAGAAAUUCCCGGCCGUGGCAGAGGCGCAUAUUAAGACGCGUGAGAGCUUCCAGAGGGGCUGGCAGAUAGCCAAAGCGCGCUCGGGCAUGUCGAAGCAGUACGUCGAUGAGAAGGUCACCGAGGCGAGAGACGUGGUGGAGAAUUGGGUCAAGAAGGGCAAAUAAAAGCCCCCACUAAAAGCUUGAGGCUGUGUACUAUACCUAGAAGAAUAGACCUACGUCUCUUAUGUCUACAUUGAGUGCUCGUAUUGAUGGCUUUGUAAUAAAACUUUGGCAGUAACAUUG
Molecule: messenger RNA, 956 nt
Organism: Pseudomassariella vexata
Lineage: Eukaryota; Fungi; Ascomycota; Sordariomycetes; Amphisphaeriales; Pseudomassariaceae
Product: apolipo protein O-domain-containing protein
Exons: 3
Coding region: 90-836 (248 amino acids)
Biological process (GO): cristae formation
Cellular component (GO): MICOS complex; mitochondrial crista junction
Source: RefSeq, a predicted model, not a curated record